UCUCUCCCUCUCAAGUCUUAUCAAAUCAAUCAAAAUAUCUUCAAAAAGGCCCUUUUUUUUUUAUAUAUAUUUUCCAUCUAGGGUUUUCGGUCGAAGGAAACAAAAAAGGAAAACAAAAGAGAAAUUGUUCUCUAGGGUUCUUGUUCGAUCAUUUUAUUUCUGUCUGAAGAGUUUUAUUUUUGGAAAUUAGAGAAGAUGUCGUUGAGGCCAAGCGCAAGGACAGAGGUUCGGAGGAACAGGUACAAGGUGGCGGUGGACGCGGAGGAAGGGAGGCGAAGGAGGGAGGAUAACAUGGUGGAGAUUAGGAAGAAUCGCCGUGAAGAGAGUUUGCAGAAGAAGCGACGUGAAGGACUCCAAGCUCAGCCAAUGUCUGCGUCUCUUCACUCCUCUGCUAUUGAAAAAAAGUUGGAAAACUUGCCAGCCAUGGUUGCUGGUGUCUGGACUGAUGAUAGUAAUUUGCAGCUUGAGGCAACUACUCAGUUUAGGAAAUUGCUUUCAGUUGAACGUAGCCCGCCUAUUGAGGAAGUGAUACAAGCUGGAGUUGUUCCUCGCUUUGUUGAGUUUCUUAUGAGGGAAGAUUUUCCACAGCUUCAGUUUGAGGCAGCUUGGGCCCUCACAAAUAUUGCUUCCGGGACAUCUGAGAACACGAAGGUGGUAAUUGAUCAUGGGGCUGUUCCAAUAUUUGUGAAGUUACUUGGAUCCCCAAGUGAUGAUGUUCGUGAACAGGCUGUCUGGGCAUUGGGAAAUGUUGCUGGUGAUUCUCCUAGAUGUCGUGAUCUUGUCCUUGGUAAUGGUGCUUUGCUUCCUUUGUUGGCACAGUUGAAUGAGCAUGCUAAACUUUCUAUGCUGAGAAAUGCUACAUGGACACUCUCAAAUUUUUGUAGGGGCAAGCCCCAACCUCCCUUUGAUCAGGUUAAGCCUGCACUUCCUGCUUUGGCACGUCUUAUUCAUUCAAAUGAUGAAGAAGUCUUGACUGAUGCAUGUUGGGCGCUCUCAUAUCUUUCUGAUGGUACAAAUGACAAAAUCCAAGCAGUUAUUGAAGCGGGUGUAUGUGGGCGUUUGGUAGAACUUUUGAUGCACCUAUCUCCUUCAGUGCUAAUUCCUGCUCUUCGCACUGUUGGAAAUAUUGUAACUGGGGAUGAUGUGCAAACCCAGUGUAUUAUUAAUCAUCAAGUAUUGCUAUGCCUUUUGAACCUGUUGACAAAUAAUUUUAAAAAAAGCAUCAAGAAGGAAGCUUGUUGGACAAUCUCAAAUAUCACAGCCGGAAAUAAGGAACAAAUACAGGCUGUGAUUGAAGCUAAUAUUAUUGCUCCGCUUGUUCAUCUACUUCAAAAUGCUGAAUUUGAUAUUAAGAAAGAAGCUGCGUGGGCCAUCUCAAAUGCUACAUCUGGUGGGACUCAUGAGCAGAUCAAAUUCCUUGUAAGUCAAGGUUGUAUAAAGCCAUUGUGUGAUCUUCUUAACUGCCCAGAUCCUAGGAUAGUUACAGUUUGUUUAGAAGGGCUUGAGAACAUUUUGAAGGUAGGAGAAGCUGAUAAGAACCUGGGCAAUACUGGAGGUGUGAAUCUCUAUGCACAAAUGAUUGAAGAUGCAGAGGGUCUGGAGAAGAUUGAGAAUUUACAGUCUCAUGAUAACACUGAGAUUUAUGAAAAGGCUGUGAAAGUUCUCGAGACAUAUUGGCUGGAAGAGGAGGAUGAGACAAUGCCAUCAGGUGAUGCCUCGCAAACAGGGUUUGAUUUUGGAGGGGGCAAGCUUCCUGUUCCUUCAGGGGGAUUCAAUUUCAGCUAGAGGAACUUUCUGGUUCUGUAUUGAAGUCCUUAUGGAGAUGAUGGAAGUAACGAUAGUUGGGUUCCAGGUCAGGCGUCUUGUCUUCAUGUUUGGGUCCUGUCCACGGUCGGGUGUGGUGUCGAGGGUGCAAUGUCAAGGAUACUGGGCUUGCUAGGGUUACCAAUACAGUCAGGUUCAUAUUAUGCAGAAAGGGGAAAUGGACGGAAUAUGUUGUUGGUGAUCUGCUACAAUAAAUUGAGGAAUCAGAGUCUUUAUUUUCAGUGCACGUAAAACAAGUAUUUGGUCUGUCUCAAUUUGUAGUUGUCAUGGUCCUGGUGAUGUCUUUGCAAUAGCUUUUCAUGCCUUGUAGCCGAGUGAUUUUGGUAUUCCCAAAACAGUUACCUUCUAGUUAUGAGUAACAUGGGAAUAUUCUUUUGCUUCUAUGUAAUCAAAGUGUUGUUAAGUCAUUCACCAAAAUUUGCCCAUUCAGGUAGUCUUAUAUUUUUUUGUAGGGUAUACAAUUCCUCAUUUGGAGCUGUCAAAAACUACAUUUAAGAGGAAAUAGAGUUUUUAUUUGAUGGUUUGAUAUUUU
Messenger RNA from Durio zibethinus, 2356 nucleotides. RefSeq names its product importin subunit alpha-2-like. Gene Ontology annotation, cellular component: cytoplasm. Gene Ontology annotation, molecular function: nuclear import signal receptor activity; protein binding. Gene Ontology annotation, biological process: protein import into nucleus. The record is from RefSeq and is a predicted model, not a curated record. NCBI's taxonomy places the organism in Eukaryota, Viridiplantae, Streptophyta, Magnoliopsida, Malvales, Malvaceae.